Messenger RNA from Nematocida homosporus, 1284 nucleotides. RefSeq names its product transducin (beta)-like 1. Gene Ontology annotation, molecular function: protein binding; transcription corepressor activity. Lineage: Eukaryota; Fungi; Microsporidia. Gene Ontology annotation, cellular component: histone deacetylase complex. The transcript has a single exon. The coding region runs from base 1 to 1284 and encodes 427 amino acids. The record is from RefSeq and is a predicted model, not a curated record. Gene Ontology annotation, biological process: regulation of transcription by RNA polymerase II.
AUGAUUACGCUAACAAGUACCGAAUUGAACUAUCUUAUUUACCGCUAUCUACUAGAAGAAGGAUAUGAACAUACAGCAUAUACUUUUGGCCGAGAAAGUAUGAUUGAAGAUAUUCCUGAUAUUCCACCCAUUCCACACGAUGCUAUCAAGCAGUACAUAACUAAAGGAGUUGAAAUGGAGUAUAUUGAAAAACACACGGAUAAUCAGAAUAGAAUUAGAAAGUGUGUAGCGCAUUACAGUAUAUUUACGCCGCAUAAAUGUGUUGAGCAAGUUAUAGAGAUAGAGCCGACUUUUCUCCAAUCUCAAAAGGGAGAUAUCAGUCUGUGUGCUUGGGCAGCUAAUGGUGAGCUAAUUACUGGCAGUCAGAACUGUACUUUAAGACACUGGUCAAUGACGCAGGUUCUAAGAGAAUGGGAGAUUGGUCAGAAUGAAGGCAGUUCGCAUGGUAUUACUGGGCUAGCGAUUGAGUCUAAUUCGGUCUUUGGACGACUGCCUGUAGAUACAACAAUUGUUGGGGCUGCGUAUACUGGAGCUAUUUUAGUGGCUAAAGGCGACCGAGAAUGGCGUAGUGCGACUGCUCAUAAGGGUCCUGUGGUGGCCAUUUCACUUAAGGAUGAAGAGCUUCUCACUGGGGGAUGGGAUGGUACGUGUAAGCGCUGGGAUAUUGAUGAAGAUACUUUAGUUGAGCGGCAGAAGUGGUUGUUGCAUAAAGGUCCUAUUAUGGACAUUCUUUCCUUAGAUAGUGGGUUUGUAACUUGUGGUGUAGAUAAGACUAUUUGCUGUGUAGAUAGAACCAAUACAGUUACGCGGCUAAAUGGACAUACGGAAGAGGUCAAUGCCAUUCGCUGGGCGGGGAAUACCAUUGUUUCGUGUUCUGAUGAUAAAACGCUUAAGCUUUGGCGGUACGGCGUGUCUACUCCAUUAGGAACUCUAUCCGGACAUAGUAAAGAGGUUUAUACGAUUGAUUGUUUUGACACCACUGUUGCUUCUGGGUCUUUUGAUUCAACGGCUCGUUUAUGGGACCUAGAAAGACAAGAGCCAUUAGCUAUUCUAGAUAAGCAUACUAAACCUAUUUAUUCUGUUGCAUUCUCACCUGAAGGUGAUUUACUGGCUACAGGCGGUCUAGAUGCGGUCCUUAGACUUUGGGAUGUUCGUUCUAAUGAAAUAGCCAAGGAGUUCCAUGUUGAUGCUGGUAUUUAUCAAGUCUCAUUUAGUACUAAAACCGGCCAACUAGCUAUCUGUAGUUCAGACCCCCGCCCGAUCAUUCUAGAUAUAAGAAAAUAA